CUAGGGUUUUGGGUGUGUGUAAAGGAAAAAUUCCAUUUCGUCACUCACUGCGUAUUUCUUCUUCCUCUUCUUCUGCGCCUUCUUUCUUCUUUCUUCUGGUUCUGCAUUUUUCUCGAAUUGCGGAAAGAGAAGAAAUGCUGGACAUCAACCUCUUCAGAGAAGAGAAGGGGGGAAACCCCGAGAUCAUUCGCGAAUCCCAACGUCGUCGUUUCGCUAACGUUGAUAUCGUCGACGAGAUCAUCAAGCUCGACAAAGAAUGGCGUCAACGCCAAUUCGAGUUCGAGAAUCUUCGGAAGGAGUUCAACAAGAUCAACAAGCAAGUUGCUCAGCUCAGAAUUUCCGGUGGGGAUGCAACUGAGAUGAUUAAGAACACAGAGGAUCACAAGAAAUCAAUAGCGGAGAAAGAGGUUGAAGUUAAGGAAGCUUUGAAACAGUUGAAUUCAAUAUUGGAAAUUAUUGGAAACCUUGUUCAUGAUUCCGUUCCCAUUAGUAAUGACGAGGCUAAUAAUGCUGUGAUUAGAUUGUGGGGUGAGAAACGGCUGGAACCGAAAUUAAAGAAUCAUGUUGAGCUUGUUGAGCUUCUUGGGAUUGCCGAUACGAAGAAAGGUACUGAUGUAGCUGGAGGAAGAGGUUUUUAUCUGAAAGGAGAUGGUGUGCAUCUUAAUCAAGCUCUGAUAAACUUUGGCCUUCAGUUCUUGGAGAAAAGGGAAUUUACAGCAUUGCAUACUCCAUUCUUCAUGAGGAAAGAUAUCAUGGCAAAGUGUGCUCAAUUAGCUCAAUUUGAUGAAGAGCUUUACAAGGUAACUGGUGAGGGUGAUGACAAAUAUCUGAUUGCUACAGCCGAACAGCCACUUUGUGCAUAUCAUUUAGAUGAUUGGAUCCAUCCUUCGCAGCUACCCAUAAGAUAUGCUGGAUAUUCGUCUUGCUUCCGUAAAGAAGCUGGUUCACAUGGUCGAGAUACUUUGGGUAUAUUCCGAGUUCACCAAUUUGAGAAAGUGGAGCAAUUUUGUCUUACAAGCCCAAAUGGUAAUGACUCAUGGGAUAUGCACGAGGAAAUGAUCAAGAAUUCUGAGGACUUCUACAAGAUGCUGAAAAUCCCCUAUCAGGUGGUUUCUAUUGUUUCCGGAGCUCUAAAUGAUGCUGCUGCGAAGAAGUAUGACUUGGAGGGAUGGUUUCCUGCAUCUCAGACUUACAGAGAGCUGGUAUCCUGCUCAAACUGUACCGACUAUCAAUCGAGAAGAUUAGAAAUUCGAUUUGGGCAGAAAAAGGCCAAUGAUCAGACAAAGCAAUACGUUCACUUGUUGAACUCUACUCUGACGGCUACAGAGAGGACUUUGUGCUGCAUUCUGGAGAAUUACCAGAAGGAAGACGGUGUUGAGAUACCGGAGGCUUUGCAAGGAUAUAUGGGCGGGAAGACGUUCCUUCCAUUCAAAAACAAACCAGCCAGUGAAACCAAAGGGAAGAAAUCAAAGGCCUAGUUUAACAUUUCAUUAGAACUUCAUAUGAAAAAUAGAUGACCAGUGAGAUUUAGUUAUGAAGCACACCCGAAACAUAUGAAAAAAGAAAGCACUUGUUGCACAACAUACGGCGGAAACGAGUUUCAACCACAAAUUAUUUUUAAUGCAUUUGUUAUCCAACUCUAAACCUUCUUGAUUUUGUGAUCAUUGUUUUGACGUGGUUAUGUAUAAUUUUUGAAACUUCUAAUGAAUUUAUCGUUUUGCAA
Molecule: messenger RNA, 1723 nt
Organism: Morus notabilis
Lineage: Eukaryota; Viridiplantae; Streptophyta; Magnoliopsida; Rosales; Moraceae
Product: serine--tRNA ligase
Exons: 9
Coding region: 135-1478 (447 amino acids)
Biological process (GO): seryl-tRNA aminoacylation
Cellular component (GO): cytosol
Molecular function (GO): ATP binding; serine-tRNA ligase activity; tRNA binding
Source: RefSeq, a predicted model, not a curated record